AUGGUCAUGUUCUCACGCCUGGCCCUUGCCCCGAGCCUCGUGCUGGUCGGCACCUCGGCAUUGUCGACCCGCGCCGAAGAGCGACGCUCCAUGGCGCACGCUGCCGCCCGCCAGACACCAGAGGAGCUGGGCUUCUCAGAUACUGGUAGCGAAAACGACGCGGACAGCUACGGCAAGGCUCAAUUCAGCAAGGAGUUCUGUUUGGACCUGGGCGCGAAGGGUUUCCCGAUACCCACAGAGAGGAUGCUCGAGGCGGCCAAUUGGGACCCUGCGACGUACUUUGCCCAGUUGCAGGGGGCAGGGUACGCCGAGGACGCUUUGCAAAUGACUGGGCCAGACGCAGCGCUGCUGAAGUCUGACUGCAUGAAGGAGCGUUUCCACGGCAGGGCGAAGCACAUUUUUGUAGGCGAUUCGCAGAUGAUAUCUCUCCGCAAUGCGUUCCACCGUCUCAACAAGUGUCCUGAGAUCUGGUGGUCCAACUAUACCGCGCAGUUCCUUGAUGACAUGAUGACGGCGGUGCAGAGAAGCGAGAAAGGCAUUGCAAAAACAAAAAGUAAGGCUCGCUUCUAUUCCCGCUCCCAGCAGACCCCGUCGGAGUUGCCCCACGGCUGCACGGAGGAGGGCAUUGGAUCUUUUAUCCACUGGGACGGAUGGGUUAGCCACCAGUUGCCCGUGAAGGAGAUCAAGAAGGAGAUGGAAUUGGCUGGCGUGGACCCUGCAGAAGGCGACACCAUUGUCGUUUGGGUGGGCUCGAACUUCAUUCCAGCGCGGCACAGGAUGUCCUCCCUGCUCGACUCCAUUAAUGUGCUCCACGAGAUGAAGGUCAAGAUGGUUUGGGAUUCGCCGACCUUCCAUGACGAGGCCUUGAUGGCUGCAACAACGACCCAAAAUGCUGGACGCGAUCCGCGCACCAAUAUGCCCAUCGUUUUGAACUCCAUCUUUCAGCGGAAGCUCAGCGGGCAGAUGGGUUCUGGUGAAUAUCGCACCGAGAGGCAGCUCUACGAGCAGGGCAUCGAGGUCCCCAUCACCAAGCGGUGGCAGAUUACCAACCGCUACCGUGGGCUCCAGUGCGACGGCAUCCACACCGACAUGCGCGCCAGGGACCCCCUCUUCUACGACAUGCCGUGCCCCAUGGGCCAGCAGAAGUACGGCCAGUCCACCUAUUGCACCUGGGUGGAGCCAUUCAAAAAAGAGCUGAGCGGCAUCUGCCCGUUGGCCAGCGGCCUGGACGACAUGGUGCUCCAGAGCGGGCUCUACUCCAUAUGCGCCGCGCACGAGGAGCGCUCCAACGCCGAGGAGAAGAGGGACGGGCCGCCCCGAUUCUUCAACUCGAAGACUGGCACGGGCACGCCAGUGGCGGCCGAGGAGAAGAGGGACGGGCCGCCCCGGUUCAUCAACUCCAAGACCGGUGCGGGUACGCCGGGGGGGUCCUGGCGCGACCGCAUGACCACGAAGACGCCCAGCGCCGACGACCGCCCGCCUCUCUUCGGCGGCGAGGCCGGCAGGGCCGGCGACGGCGAUAGGCCGUCCUGGCGCAAGCAGAAUUCGGCCAAGGAG
This is a messenger RNA of Prorocentrum cordatum, 1557 nucleotides long. NCBI's taxonomy places the organism in Eukaryota, Dinophyceae, Prorocentrales, Prorocentraceae. The record is from the annotation of a GenBank genome assembly.